Penicillium antarcticum is the source of this 1833-nucleotide messenger RNA. RefSeq names its product Lectin C-type domain protein. NCBI's taxonomy places the organism in Eukaryota, Fungi, Ascomycota, Eurotiomycetes, Eurotiales, Aspergillaceae. The transcript is spliced from 2 exons. The record is from RefSeq and is a predicted model, not a curated record. The coding region runs from base 1 to 1833 and encodes 610 amino acids.
AUGUCAGUUACAUAUGACUCGUCGGCCGCCUUGGUAAACGCUACUUGGGUAGCUGUUCUACUAAGUGAACGCGAUGUCGCCGGUCAAAUCCCACUCAAUUUCGUGACGAACCCCGCGGUGUCGCUGUCGGCUGCCUGCUUUGGAAAUGGCAUAUAUGAUAAAACUGAGGCGGCGCAAUGUGUGUCGAAUCUGCUAGCAAUUGGAUACCGGCGUCUUGGUCUCGACCUGUACUGGUCGCCGGACCGUAGGAAUUGGUCCUUAUGUCCGGUCUCUGUUCCAACUGAGGCCGACGUGAUAGUGUCUUCGGAGACAUCUACUGUGAGCAGUACCUCACAAUCUUCGACUGUCACUACAGCCGCUACGACUUCAACAGCUGAUGCGGAGCCCGCGACCAUCACCGGCUUUGACGAUUCACAUGGGAAUACCCUCUACGAGCUAGGACCGUAUAGAUGCACCGAUGAUCUGGACCCAUACAUGUUGGCUCAGAUACUUGCGGGUUACUUCCAAGACACCAAUUCGCGGUUGACGGUAUAUACGACGUAUCUCGUUCUCAAUCUUCAUGUCGCGGCAAGUGACUCGGCACCAGAUUAUCCGGCUUCUGCCGUCACUGGAGAUCAAUUGCCAUCAGAAAAUGAGCGAGUAGGCAGCAUACUUGGAACUGCCCUUAGGAACUUUAUCUACAGCCCGGUCCAGCUGGCAGCGGACCGAAGCAACUUGAAUGAGUCUUGGUAUAAGGUUGACCAGAGCUACAUGCCAAUUACUGAGUACUUCACUGUUCAUGAGAAUGAAGCAGGCGAACAAAGCACUCCGGAUGGCUGGCCGUCAUCAAAGUACAUCCAGCUGGCGAAGCGUGACCGGGUAUUUAUCGAAUACGGCUCGGUGGAUCCUCAGCUGGCGGACUACGACUGGUCUCUGGAUCAAGAUUCGAUCUUUCCUCCUGGAUACUUGACAUCUGCAGCGAAUCUUUCCGUCACAACCAACGGCACCCUCACAUCAGGCUGCCUGUAUGAACCGAAAGCUACAGCUGUGUCUCAGGCCAAUUCAUCAUGGGCAAUGACCCAUGGUAUACCUAUUCCGGGUGGUCUACCCAUACAUGAUACAAUGGCAUCUAUAUCAAAUGCCCUCUCCGAUAUCACAUCCUGUGGUAUUUCGCCAAUACUAAACACCACUCUUUUUGGUGAAACUGCCGACGCCAAUGUUGAACACUACCGCAAUUUUUCCCUUUCGACAUCUUGGGCCUGGGCCUUAGGUGAGCCUCGCGAUGCCACUUAUGGUGGUGGUGGUGAGGGUGAUCCAAAGUAUGACCGCUGUGCCAUCAUGGAUCUCACAUCUGACGGUCAAUGGCGGUCUACAAAUUGCACUGAACAGCGGCGCGGUGCCUGUCGCAUUGGCAACUCGCCCUUCUCCUGGGUUCUAUCGGACACAUCUACAUAUUUCUCCAAUGUGUCAGAUACAUGUCCAGAAGGAACGAGCUUCGCUGUACCUCGCACAGGUCUCGAAAACAAAUAUCUUCAUAAACAUCUUCUUUCUUUGCCAGAAAAGGAUAUCAAUCUCGCUUCUACGGACGCUGUUCUGCGCGAGGUCUUUCUCGACUUUAAUUCUAUUGAUGUUACUUCCUGUUGGGUUUCCGGUGGCCCUAAGGCUGCUUGUCCCUAUGCCUCCGAUCCGCAGCAAAUCGAGCGCAAAACUGUGCUUGUUGCUGCGAUUGCCGGUAUCAUUAUUCUCAUUAUUACGGCUUUGACUUUCUUUGUCAAGUGCAAUGCCAACCGUCGGAAUUCGCGACGCGGAAAACGUGUUAUUGAAGGUUGGGAAUACGAGGGUGUGCCCUCGUGA